UUUAGCAGAUCCAGAAUCUGGUACAGCUGCCAUGAUGAACAACAGCUCAAGAGGCUCUUCCCCUACCAGGGUGAUGGAUGAAGGCAAGCAAACUGUUCUCCAAGAGCCUGAAGUCUCAUCAGUUCCCAGAAUUACAUUUUCAGCUGAGCAUCCAGUAGCAGAUAAUAUGACUCCAAAAGGGCCCCCUCCUUUCCCAGGAUUCCCUCUUAUGAGCACCCCCAUGGGAGGCCCUGUACCACCACCCAUUCCAUAUGGACCACCACCUCAGCUCUGUGGACCUUUCGGGCCUCGGCCAAUUCCUCCACUCUUUGGUAAGAUGAUUUGAACAGUAGUGAUUAAC
This is a messenger RNA of Sapajus apella (tufted capuchin), 340 nucleotides long. RefSeq names its product transport and Golgi organization protein 1 homolog. Bases 32 to 325 code for a protein of 97 amino acids. The record is from RefSeq and is a predicted model, not a curated record. NCBI's taxonomy places the organism in Eukaryota, Metazoa, Chordata, Mammalia, Primates, Cebidae. Gene Ontology annotation, cellular component: endoplasmic reticulum exit site; endoplasmic reticulum membrane. Gene Ontology annotation, biological process: endoplasmic reticulum to Golgi vesicle-mediated transport; vesicle cargo loading; protein secretion. The transcript has 3 exons.